UUUAGGGUUCAUAUGUCUAUGGCGCUAGCGGUGAGGAGGCUCUCGAGACUUAGACACUUCUCGACGCAGGUAAGUCUUCGCAGCAAUCCAGACGCUCGCGAUCACGGCCCUACGGCUGGGAAAUAUCGUGGCGAUCGUGGGAGUUCUAGCACGAAGAGCUCUGUUGAUGCGCAAGAAUCCGCCAAAUUCGCUGCUCUUUCUGGAACAUGGUGGGACGAGCUUGGACCGUUUAAACCUUUGCACGCCAUGAAUCCCGUGAGGCUCUUGUUCCUUCGCUCGGGGAUGUGCCGGCAUUUUAAGAAGGAUCCCAUUUCUCCGAGGCCUUUGGAUGGCUUGACGAUCUUAGAUGUAGGAUGUGGUGGCGGGCUUCUGUGCGAACCUUUAGCACGAAUGGGUGCUCACGUGACUGGAAUCGACGCCGUGGAAGAGAACAUCGAAGUUGCAAAGCUACACGCCGCAAAGGAUCCUUUGACUGCUACGAUUUUGUACCAGCAUACCACAGCAGAGCAGCUCGUACAGGAGAAGCAGCAAUUUGAUAUUGUCGCCGCUCUUGAGGUCAUAGAGCAUGUCCCUGAUCCAAUGGACUUCCUCCAGUCCCUGUCGUUGCUGACCAAGCAGGAUGGUGCCGUAGUUAUUUCCACGCUCAAUCGAUCACCUACAUCAUAUAGCCUUGCAAUUUUCGCAGCGGAAUACAUACUGGGCUGGCUCCCGAAAGGGACCCAUGAUUGGUCUAAGUUUCUGACCCCAGAGGAGGUUGCGUUACUUAUGGAACGUGCGUCGCUAACUGUACGAGCUCUGCUCGAGGAGAUGACAGGCAUGUUCUACGACCCGCUGAAGCAAACCUGGCGUUUAGCCGAUGAUUUGAGCGUCAAUUACAUAGCCUGGGCUGCCAAGCGAGGAGAAUGAUCGAUGGAGCCGACGCGCCGCUCGUUUGCGACGCCUUGCUGUUUUGAACAAACUGGAAACACAUAGUUCGAGAGAAAAAGUCAAAAAGAAAUUACUCCGGGACGCGGAAAAAGCCGAAUGCUUGACAUAUGAGUGGCCAACAAAGACUACAGAUCUGUCGGGGGAAACUUUGAGUCACCAGUAGCAGGAAACGUGGCUUUAGGUGGAACUCUACUGUUAAAAGCGCGCGCACGCAGGACAUCAUGCUACCCAUUGGUAGAAGUGGCGGAAGUUGGCAUCGCUUUUGACGGAUCUGGUGGGGUUGAGAAAAAGGUUCCCGCUCUUAAACAGGUGAAAGUAUCGAGAAUUCGCUGGUGGGAUAUUGAGCUUGGACAUUAGUGCAGCCUGGAUUUUUUGUUCCAGGCAGAUCUUCGGGGGCUUGGAAAAUGGUGGAGCAGUCUAGAAAAAGUAACAGGGGGGGAAAAAGCUUGUGAAGCAAAACAGGAGAUUUGUGUCAGGAAUGGAAGUAUGCCCCGUGUGCAUGCACGUAGAA
Selaginella moellendorffii is the source of this 1438-nucleotide messenger RNA. RefSeq names its product ubiquinone biosynthesis O-methyltransferase, mitochondrial. The record is from RefSeq and is a predicted model, not a curated record. Gene Ontology annotation, biological process: ubiquinone biosynthetic process. The transcript has 10 exons. NCBI's taxonomy places the organism in Eukaryota, Viridiplantae, Streptophyta, Lycopodiopsida, Selaginellales, Selaginellaceae. Gene Ontology annotation, molecular function: 2-methoxy-6-polyprenyl-1,4-benzoquinol methyltransferase activity. Bases 13 to 906 code for a protein of 297 amino acids.